Trichogramma pretiosum is the source of this 2945-nucleotide messenger RNA. Its product is annotated as zinc finger protein 62-like. The transcript has 3 exons. The coding region runs from base 62 to 2446 and encodes 794 amino acids. NCBI's taxonomy places the organism in Eukaryota, Metazoa, Arthropoda, Insecta, Hymenoptera, Trichogrammatidae. The record is from RefSeq and is a predicted model, not a curated record.
GAGCACAUCGUAAAUAAGAGUACCGGGAGAGCAGUUAUAAAUAAAAUUUAAAGAAAGUAAGAUGGAGUCGAACAAUAUAUUUAAUGGUGCAGCUAUCAGCAUAAAAAAGGAACCAGAAGAUAAGUCAUUUGAAGAGUUUGUUAAUACUGACGAAAAUUCGAUCCCUAAGGUUCAGAAAUAUGCCCUUAAUUGUAAAAGUGAACUCGAUGAAGAAAUAGAAAUCGAAUUCGAAUGUAAAAACGAGAAAUCUAGCCUGAAUUCAUUUGUACGUAAGAAAAUUGACGAUUUUUCUCAAUAUCGUUACAAAACACGAAGUAGAAUUAAAAGAGAAUUUCCUAGUGAUAGAGUGAAAAAAGAAAAUAUACGAAGGAAUUCCAAUAAUUUGGAUACGAAUGUCGAGUAUGAACUUAACAGCGAGAUUGAAAUCGAAUUCGAAUGUAAAGAAGAAAAGCCCAACAAGAAUAUAUUAGUAACGCAAUGUAUAAAAAAUAGCGAUGGUUGUGAAAAAAGAAAAAAACAACGUACUAGAGUAAACUCAAAAAAAUUGGAUAAAAAUGUCGAGUGUGAAAUUCGUGAUAUAAAAACUACAACAAAAUUCAGAUCACGAAAUAAAAGAAUGCAAAAAGAUGCGCACAUUGACGAAGCGCAAAACAGUACUAGCAUUGGUCAUGCUUGUGACAAGUGUGGAAAGGUGUUUUCUAAUGCGAGCAAUCUUAAACUGCACAUCGAGUGGGUGCAUGAUAAAUUAAUCGCGCUCACGUGUGAUACGUGUGGAAAGACUUUUGCACGUAAGGGUGACGUCAAAAAACACAUCCUACAUCUCCAUAAUGAUGGUAAGAUCACCUACUCGUGUCCUACGUGUGGAAAGACGUACCCACAACCGACCAGUCUCAAAAGCCACAUCAACUCGGUGCACAAAAAAGUUACUUAUGCAUGCGAUUUGUGCAGAAAGAAUUUCACAACCAUAGGUUCUCGUAAAAACCACAUCGACACGGAGCACAAUUGUAUGACCUACGAAUGUGAUAUUUGCAACAAGGUAUACCUACGUCAAACUUCUCUCAAAAGGCACAUCAGGGUGGCGCAUAGUAAAAGUAAUAUGAAGUAUGAAUGUAAUGAAUGUGGAAAGAAGUUUGCAUCCAAGGAAGUUAUCAAAUCUCACAUGAAAUCGCACAACGGCGUGAAGCAGCCUUGCAAUAUAUGUGGAAAAAAAUUGUUACAUCUCAAUAUUCACAUGAAUGUGGUGCACAGUGUUACCUUGUAUACAUGCGAUGUAUGCGGUAAGACGUUCAAAAGGAAAGGUGCUAUCGCAGCCCACAUCGACGUGAAACACAAUGGCAACGCUCCUAAGUGUGGAAUAUGCGGUAAAACGUUUGCAAAAAAGAGUUGCGUCAAAGUCCACGUCGAUAAGUUGCAUAAGAAAAUUACAUAUUCAUGCGAUACGUGCAGAAAGAAGUUCAAAAGCAAAGAAUAUCUGAAAGUUCAUAUCGAUGCAGAGCAUAAUGGUAUCACUCACACCUGUGGUACGUGCGGAAAGACGUUCGGUUACAAGCAAAAUCUCAAAGCUCACAUCGAUGCGAAGCACAGCGCUCGCGCAUUUGAAUGCGAUGUUUGCUUCAAAAAAUUUUCAGUGAAAAGUCAUUUAAAAAAACACAUCGACUUUGUGCACAAUGGUACCAAACAUCCGUGCGACAUAUGUGGAAAAACAGUAGUAGAUCUCCAAGACCACAUCAAUCGGGUGCACAAUAAUAAAUUCUACACAUGUAACGACUGUGGUAAGACAUUUACCCGUAAAUGUCGUCUACUUGACCACAUCAAUGGUAUUCAUAUUGGUAACACUCAUAAAUGCAUUGCAUGUGGAAAGGAAUUUAGUCUUAAGGAAAAAUUCCAAGCUCACCUCAAAACGGCGCAUAAUUUAAACUCCAAAAAAUGUCCAUGCGAUAAAUGCGGGAAGAUAUAUACAUCUAAGGCAAACCUUCAACGACACAUCGCUGAUGUGCAUGAAAAAACCACUUACGCAUGCGAUAUAUGUGGAAACACAUUUACCCUCGAGGAAAGACUUAAAAGGCACAUCAUUAAGAUACACAUGAUUAUUAGGCAUCCAUGCGACGUAUGUGGAAAGAAAUUUACUGACAAGAGUAAACUCGACGAGCACCUUAAAUCAUCGCAUCGUGGUAAAAUUUAUACGUGUGAUAAGUGCGGAAAAGUUUUUUCACAAAAGUGUAAUCUGAAUGAGCACGUUAGAUCAUCGCAUAAAGGUGUUACUUAUGCGUGUGUUCAAUGCGGGGCAAAAUUUACAAAUAAGAGUUAUCUCAAGGUCCACAUCAAUACCAAGCAUAACGGUAUCACAUUUACAUGUGGUUUAUGCGGAAAGACAUACUCGCAACGAAACAGUCUCAUUAAACACGCAAAACAAAAGCAUGAUGGUGUCAUUGUUGUGGCGAAGUAGCUCCAACUUAAUUAAGACGGCGAGCAGAUCGUACUUAUUAGCUCGUGUUAUAUAACAACAGACAUAUUUAAAUUAAUUAAGGUUAUUUACUUAAUUUUAUGAGUUAUGACAAAUUUAAAUUGUGCAUGUCAAAUAGAUUUUGUAUCGUACAAACAAAUUAUGUGGUUAAGAAAAAGUUUAAAAUUUUAAAUACUUGACAAUUGUUUUCCAUUAAUAUUUGCUUCUUUGAAGGUGGAUGUUAAUGGAUCAGCAGAAAACUCUGAUUAAUUAUAACAAAAAUUUGUCUUCGAAAAAUUUUUCUCAAUUUCUUUUAAAAUAACCAAGUGUUGAAUAAACUUUUUCGAAUUGAGUAGGUUUUCAUACCUUUCGCACGUGAAUACACAUAGAAACUUAUAUUUAUUUACUAAUAUUUAUUAUGAAUCUAGUGUAUAAUUUAUAACGGUAGAACAGCGGUCGGUGCAACGUCUACGGCAUCAACAUAUUUCUGAUUCAAUAAAGA